GGAAGAUGGGCUUCCCGGCGGCUCGGCGAGACUCGGCGGCCCCCGGCGUGUGCGGCCGACCCGCAGAAGGACGGACCUUAAGCGAGGACUGAGCGUGCAAGCGAAAUGGGACAGCGGCCGCGGUCGUGCCCGGGAUCUUAAGCGCGUGCAUCGAUCCUUGGACUAACUGUCACCGGGUGGUUUUUAAAAAAAAAAAAUCUUUUUUUUUUUUUUUUGCAACCAGACCGGGUGCCUCCGAAGCGGGCGCACAACACACACACACUCACACACACACGUACAGAGUCACCCCUGCAAGGCGUGUGGUGUGUGUGUGUGUGUGUGUCUGCGCGGUUUUUUUUUUUUUUUGCUGGUUCCGUAACUUCUGGGAAAUCGGCAAUGGACAAAAAACAAGAUCCCAAAGGAUCCUUGGAAAAGCGAAAAGUUGGACCAAAGAAGAAAAGGCCACCCAUAUUAAGGAUGCCGCCGGUUAAUAAACAAACAGCUGUUCCUGCAACACCUCCAAGGAACUUGGAUUCCAGGACUUUUAUCACCAUUGGAGAAAAGAACUUUGAAGUUGAGGCCGAUGACUUGGUGAGCAUCUCUGAACUGGGCAGAGGCGCUUACGGGGUGGUGGAGAAAGUGCAUCACGCGAAGAGCGACACGAUCAUGGCUGUGAAGAGGAUCCGAGCCACUGUGAAUACUCAGGAGCAGAAGAGGUUGGUGAUGGAUCUGGAUGUCUCCAUGAGGACAGUGGAUUGCUUCUACACCGUCACUUUCUACGGAGCCCUUUUCAGAGAGGGCGAUGUGUGGAUCUGCAUGGAAUUGAUGGACACGUCUCUGGAUAAAUUCUAUAAGAAGGUUCUGGAGAAGAAGAAGAACAUUCCUGAAGAUAUCCUAGGAAAAAUAGCCGUGUCUAUUGUGCGAGCACUGGAACAUCUCCACAGUAAAUUGUCGGUGAUUCACAGAGAUGUGAAGCCGUCCAAUGUCUUGAUCAACAAACAGGGACACGUGAAAAUGUGUGAUUUUGGGAUCAGCGGUUACCUGGUGGAUUCGGUGGCUAAAACGUUGGAUGCUGGCUGCAAACCUUACAUGGCUCCAGAAAGGAUUAAUCCAGAGCUAAACCAGAAAGGGUAUAAUGUGAAAUCAGACGUCUGGAGCCUUGGAAUCACUUUGAUCGAGAUGGCCAUUCUCCGUUUCCCCUACGACUCCUGGGGGACCCCUUUCCAGCAACUUAAGCAGGUGGUGGAAGAGCCAUCGCCCCAGCUCCCAGCCGAUCGUUUCUCCAAAGACUUCGUUGACUUCACUGCCCAGUGUCUGAGGAAGAAUCCUGUUGAACGAAUGAGCUACUUGGAGAUGAUGGUGAGUUGAUCUUCUUU
Molecule: messenger RNA, 1355 nt
Organism: Pseudonaja textilis
Lineage: Eukaryota; Metazoa; Chordata; Lepidosauria; Squamata; Elapidae
Source: RefSeq, a predicted model, not a curated record